AUGCUGCCCAGCGCCCUGUACUGGGACCUGGUGGGCUCCUCGGCUCUGCUCCAGCUGCCGGCGGCGCCGGGCUUCGGCAGCCUGGGCAAAAGUUUCCUCAUCGAGAACUUGCUGCGGGCCGGGGCGCCGCAGAGCGCGGCCCAGCUGCGGGCCCUCCCCGCCAGCCCCGUGCCCCUCAAGCUGUGCCCCGCGGCGGAGCCGAGCAGCCCCGCGGCGGGUCCCUUCCCGACCAGAUGGGCCUUUCAGGUGCUUAACCCCUCCGCGGCGGACGGCGGCCGCCCGCCCGCGCGGGCCCCGGCGGCGGACAGAGGCGGCGUCUUCCCGCCCGCGGCCACAGCUCUUUCCAAACACUUUUUUCUCCGAGCCCCGCCAUUCUACUCAGCAUGCUGCGGUGGGUCCUGUCAGCACCCUGCAUCCCCCACUGCUUUUCCAAGAGAGGAAAGUGUCCUGCCUCUUCUGACCCAGGAGUCCAGCUCCAAAGCCCGGAGAGGUAUAUUAAGAAGAGCUGUUUUUUCUGAAGACCAGAGGAAAGCUUUGGAGAAAAUGUUUCAGAAACAGAAAUAUAUCAGUAAAACAGACAGGAAGAAACUGGCCAUUAACCUGGGUCUAAAGGAGUCACAGGUGAAAAUUUGGUUUCAGAACCGAAGGAUGAAAUGGCGAAACUCCAAAGAAAAAGAAGUGCUUUCUAACAGGUGCCUCCAAGAAGAGAGUCUUCAGGAGAACUACCUCUCAAGAUCUACUGUGAAUUUUACCUCCCCGUGCCCUGCUGUGUGGGAAGUAUCUCAGGAGCAGGCAAGUACAAGGUGGAGGGAGAAUUCUCCAGGAACUUCUGAAAGACUGAUUAGUACACAACCACCUCCAAGAGCAAAUUCAUCACAGAGCCCACUGUAUUUCUAUCCUGACCAAGACACUGCAAUUAAGGCAGUUACAUCAUCAGCCUAAGAAAAUAAGAGGCGGUUUGUAAACUGAAUGAAGAGCACAGGUUUCAGAUGGAUGGUCUUCUAAGACUAACAGUAUUUGGACACUGUAAAGCUAACUAGUUUACGCUUCAUCGAUUUUCUAAAGU
Rhea pennata is the source of this 1066-nucleotide messenger RNA. RefSeq names its product developing brain homeobox 2 (gene DBX2). The record is from RefSeq and is a predicted model, not a curated record. Lineage: Eukaryota; Metazoa; Chordata; Aves; Rheiformes; Rheidae. Bases 1 to 942 code for a protein of 313 amino acids. Gene Ontology annotation, molecular function: DNA binding; DNA-binding transcription factor activity, RNA polymerase II-specific. The transcript has 4 exons. Gene Ontology annotation, biological process: regulation of transcription by RNA polymerase II.